Messenger RNA from Suillus paluster, 621 nucleotides. RefSeq lists its product as uncharacterized. The transcript has 2 exons. The annotation marks the transcript as partial. The record is from RefSeq and is a predicted model, not a curated record. Lineage: Eukaryota; Fungi; Basidiomycota; Agaricomycetes; Boletales; Suillaceae.
CGGGGCCUCGUGAUAUGCUCCUGCGGAUCCACGGGAAGAGUGAAUGGCAGUGUAACUUCGUUGAAGCGCAUGGUGGAGCGUGACCUCUUCGAUUUUGUCCUAACGUUCGCGGGCGUCUCAACCUUGGAUUCGGUCGUUGUUCCAGCGCUCAAUCGGUUUAUCGAAAACGUAUAUGUUUACGACAUGAAGAUCUGGGAUGCAUUGGAGGAAUCGUUUGGGGAGGACAGACACGCCCUCAAUCAAUCUCCUGUCAUGCUUUCAUUUGCAGACAUCCAAGUCGGCGCGGACAAGGUCCCAUAUCGCGUGGUCGACACCAGAGUUCUCGCAUACUCAAACCUCAAGGACGGUAGGCCGUGGGGUCUGGACAUCUACCGAUGUUGGAACGAGACUUGUCAGGCGCCUGCAUAUAACAUGAUUUUUCAUCCUCAUGGAAAGCAGCGUUUUGGGAUGCAGUGGGUGCAGACAAAGAUGAGGUAUCAGUGCUUGCAAUGUAAGAUGGAACAGAGGUCAAUCCCCUGUCCAACAUGGAUCCAUGCAGCACGGUCUCAGAACUUUGGACGUGUUUGGUACCAGUGGCCCCUCAGCACCAAGCAGAAACGCGAGAUAGGCAUCAGAUAUUGA